Lucilia sericata (common green bottle fly) is the source of this 2839-nucleotide messenger RNA. RefSeq names its product pre-mRNA-splicing factor ATP-dependent RNA helicase DHX16 (gene l(2)37Cb). Gene Ontology annotation, cellular component: intracellular anatomical structure; catalytic step 2 spliceosome. Lineage: Eukaryota; Metazoa; Arthropoda; Insecta; Diptera; Calliphoridae. The transcript is spliced from 7 exons. The coding region runs from base 78 to 2753 and encodes 891 amino acids. The record is from RefSeq and is a predicted model, not a curated record. Gene Ontology annotation, molecular function: ATP binding; RNA binding.
UGUUUACAAACACAUCUCUAAUGAUUGUGGGUUAAAAACGUUUAAACGCUGCCGCAAGUUGGAAUACCAUUGAAAUCAUGUCCAGAAAUCGUAAACGCGAUGCUCAAAGUAGCAGCUCCGAAGAAAUUGACAGUGAGGAGGAGACACGACGUAAAGAUUUAAAGGAAAGAGAUGAAUUUGCCGAAAGACUAAAGAAAAAAGAUGAAGGACGAACACGCAAAGUACUGGAGUCUAGCUCCAGUCGUAAGGCAAUUGAAGAAGCUGCUAAGCGUUUAAAAUUAGAACAUGAUGAUAGAGAUAAAAUUUUGCCACAAUUACGUAUACAAUCGAGAAGAAAGUAUUUGGAAAAACGGAAAGAAGAUAAAGUGGCUGAAUUGGAAGCGGAUAUAUUGGAUGAUGAAUAUUUGUUUGAGGAGUCGGUUUUAACCGACAAGGAGCGUCAGGAAAGAGAAUACAAGAAGCAAUUGUUAACCAUAGCCAAGGAACAUGAAAAGGCACGUGAAUUGGAACGCAUACAGCGUUAUCAUAUGCCUAGAGAUUUAAAAAAGGGAGAAAAAGAGGAGUAUGUGGAAGUUGAUGAAAAUGAAAGACUACCCAAUUCCGAACAAAAAAAAUGGGAGGCAGAACAAUUGGCUUCAGCCAGAUUUCAAUUUGGUGCUAAAGAUGCUAAAGCUCAAGAAGAAUAUGAACUUUUACUAGAUGAUCAAAUCGAUUUCAUACAAGCCCUUACCAUGGACGGUUCAAAAGAUAAAAUCUCAAAAGAACCUGAAAUGACAGAAGCAGAACGUAAACGUAUGACUAUAGAGGAAACACGUAAAUCUCUACCGGUGUAUCCCUUUAAGGAGGAUUUAAUAACAGCCAUUAAAGAGCAUCAAAUUCUCAUAAUUGAAGGAGAAACUGGUUCGGGUAAGACAACACAAAUACCACAAUUUUUGGUGGAUGCAGGUUUUACAAAAGAUAAAAAGAAAAUUGGUUGUACCCAACCACGUCGUGUGGCGGCUAUGUCUGUGGCGGCACGUGUGGCCGAAGAAAUGGGUGUUAAAUUAGGCAAUGAAGUAGGCUACAGUAUACGUUUUGAGGAUUGUACUUCGGAAAGAACUGUUUUAAAAUACAUGACUGAUGGUACUUUACAUAGAGAAUUUUUGUCAGAACCAGAUUUAGGUUCUUAUAGUGUUAUGAUUAUUGAUGAGGCUCAUGAACGUACCUUACAUACCGAUAUUUUAUUUGGUCUAGUUAAAGAUAUAGCACGUUUUCGUCCUGAAUUAAAAUUAUUAAUAUCAAGUGCCACUUUAGAUGCUGAGAAAUUUUCACAAUUCUUUGAUGAUGCUCCCAUAUUUCGUAUACCAGGCAGAAGAUAUCCAGUGGAUAUAUUUUAUACUAAAGCUCCAGAAGCUGAUUACAUUGAUGCUUGUUGUGUGUCCGUUUUGCAAAUUCAUGCUACUCAACCUCUGGGAGAUAUUUUAGUGUUCCUUACGGGUCAAGAUGAAAUUGAGACUUGUCAGGAGAUUCUGCAAGAUCGUGUUAAACGUUUAGGCUCUAAAAUUCGCGAACUGGUUAUAAUACCGGUCUAUGCAAAUUUACCCAGUGACAUGCAGGCGAAAAUUUUCGAACCCACUCCUCCCAAUGCCCGCAAAGUUAUUUUGGCCACCAAUAUUGCUGAAACUUCUCUAACCAUAGACAAUAUUAUUUAUGUUAUUGAUCCUGGUUUUGCUAAACAGAAUAAUUUCAACUCUCGCACAGGCAUGGAAUCCUUAAUGGUUGUGCCGAUUUCAAAAGCCUCAGCUAAUCAAAGAGCUGGUCGUGCUGGACGUACAGCACCAGGAAAAUGUUUUCGUUUAUAUACCGCCUGGGCCUACAAGCAUGAAUUGGAAGAUAAUACAGUGCCCGAAAUACAACGUAUUAAUUUGGGAAAUGCUGUACUAAUGCUUAAAGCUUUAGGCAUAAAUGAUUUGAUACAUUUUGAUUUUCUGGAUCCCCCACCUCAUGAAACUUUAGUGUUGGCUUUAGAGCAGUUGUAUGCUUUGGGCGCAUUAAAUCAUCAUGGAGAAUUAACAAAAUUAGGCAGACGUAUGGCCGAAUUUCCAGUAGAUCCUAUGAUGGGGAAAAUGUUGCUGGCUAGUGAAAAGUACAAAUGUUCCGAAGAAUUGGUGACCAUAGCAGCUAUGCUUUCGGUUAAUAGUGCAAUUUUCUAUAGACCCAAAGACAAAAUCAUACAUGCCGAUACAGCACGUAAAAAUUUCAAUCACAUACACGGCGAUCACUUAUCUCUUAUGCAGGUUUACAAUCAAUGGGCCGAAACAGACUACAGUACCCAAUGGUGUUAUGAGAAUUUCAUACAAUAUCGUUCCAUGAAGAGAGCACGCGACGUUCGUGAGCAAUUGGUGGGUCUAAUGCAAAGAGUUGAAAUCGAUAUGGUCUCCUGUUUGCCAGAAACAAUUAAUAUACGCAAAUCAAUAACAGCUGGUUAUUUUUAUCAUGUGGCACGCCUAUCGAAAGGUGGUAAUUACAAGACAAUUAAACACAAUCAAACAGUAAUGAUCCAUCCAAAUUCAUCUUUAUUCGAGGAGUUACCACGCUGGGUACUGUAUCAUGAGCUGGUAUUUACAACGAAAGAAUAUAUGAGACAAGUAAUAGAAAUCGAAAGUAAAUGGUUGUUGGAAGUAGCGCCACACUACUAUAAGGCCAAGGAGCUGGAAGAUUCAACAAAUAAAAAAAUGCCUAAAGGACAGGGUAGAGCUACAAUGACUGAGUAAUGUUUUUGUCUGGGGAGUGCCGAAAUAAAGAGUUUACAUGUUAGUUUUUUUGUAAAUAUAUGAAUAAAGUACAUUUUUGUAAAAAA